Messenger RNA from Caenorhabditis angaria, 2040 nucleotides. Lineage: Eukaryota; Metazoa; Nematoda; Chromadorea; Rhabditida; Rhabditidae. The record is from the annotation of a GenBank genome assembly.
AUGUUUUUGAAGAUCCUUGUAUUUUUAUCGAUUUUUUGCGGGUUUUUGGAGGCCCUUCGAAUUCUACAAAUUGUACCUGGAUUUACGAACUCGCAUGUUUUGUUUAAUUAUCGAUUGGCUGAAACUUUGAGGUGGGUUUUGAGAUGAAAUUUUUGAAAUUCAAAAAAAAACUCUGAAUUAAAUUAAGGUUUCUGGGACACGAUGUGAAAAUGUGGACACAAAUGGAAAUGGCAAUGUUGGACACGGGAAAUAAUAAAUUGCCUCAAGGAGUUACCGAAUAUCGAAUUCCUAUUCAUUUUAAGGACACUUUGAAAACUGAAGGAUUGAAAGUGAGUUGGAAUAUUUUGAACUGGAAUUAAUUUUGGGAUUUUGUUUUUUUUUCAUGAAGAUGCUUACGAUUCUACUGUAUAAAAAUAUUCGAAAAAUGAUGUAACAUUCUGAAAAAUGCAACCCAAAAAUAUACAUUUCAAAAGUUCUUCCAACUUUUGAGAUAAUUUUGCAGGUAUUCCAAUCGAUGAUGUUUUCCUCCGGCGAUGCUUACGAUCUUUGGUGGACAGGUCAAGAAUUCAAAGAUAUGCGAGUCGAAGCUUGCGAACAAAUGCUUCUCCACGAUCAAAAAAUCUACGACGAUUUCCAAAAAGACGGUUUCGAUGUUGCCAUCGCCCAUUUCCACGAUCUUUGUCCUCUUGCAAUCGCAAAAAAGAUGGGUGUCAAAAAAGUGAUCUGGAUCACUCAUGGAACAUCAAUCUAUGAUUUCGCCGCUGUUCAAUUAGGCCUUCGAACUAUUCCCUCAACUAUUCCACAUCCUUUAAGUUCAUCCGGAUUUUCGCAAAACUUUUUUGAUCGUGUUAAAAAUCUUUUAUGGCACCUAACUUUGCUAGAUUUCGUGAAUCUCCCCCAAAAUUUGCUGGCUGAUGAAAACAAAUUCUAUCAAGAUAAUUUUGGAGGAGAUCUUUGGGAUCUGGCACAAUCAACAGUUCCAGCAUUGUUAAUAAAUGGAGAUCGAAUGCUAGAUUUCCCUCGUCCUCUUCCAAUUCAUAUUGCAUUUUCUGGAGAGUUGGGAGUUAGUAAAAGUCAAAAAACUGGAGUGAAAUUUGAUGGAUGGCUUGAGGAAAUUAUUGAGAAACCAUCGAAAGGUUUGAUUGUUUUUUCGUUGGGAACUGUUUCGAAUACAACAAAUAUGCCUAAACAAAUGAUUGUGAGUUUUUUUGCAGGGAAAAAUUGGAAUUUUCAAAUUUAAACUCACCCCAGAAAAUUAUAAAAGGAAAAUUGUUAUUCCCAAAAAACUCACUGUUUCAAAAAUCCUAUAAUUUUUUAGCAAAAAAAUGUUUUUCGUUAUUUCAUAUAUUGUUAAUGCAUAUUGUGAAAAAUGUUCAAUUUAAAACAAUCCUUCCACGUGGAAUUUUUUGCAGGACUCAUUUCUUGGCGCAUUCGCAAAACUGGACGAUUAUACGAUUUUGUGGCGAAUGGAGAAAAAUGUGGCGGGUGUUGAGAAAUUGAAAAAUGUGCAUUUGGUGAAAUGGUUGCCACAAAAAGAUAUUAUGAGUAGGUUGCGAAGAGAAAACACGCUUUUUCCAUCAAAAUUCCCAUUUCUCUUCAGGACACCCAAAAAUGCGUCUAAUGAUUGCUCACGGUGGCUAUAAUUCAUUUCUCGAAGCAGCUCAAGCCGGAAUUCCCGCAGUUCUAAUGCCAUUGUUUGCCGAUCAAAAAAUCAAUGCAAAACGUGCCCAAAGAUACGGUAUGGCUACAGUACUCGAUAAAUUGGAUCUGAGCGUCGAAAAAGUUUACACGGCAUGUCAAACUGCACUGAAUGAUGGAAAUUAUUUGGAAAAUGCGCGGAAAUUAUCGAAAAUGUUGGCGGAAAAAGUUGUACCCGAGAAGAAAUUCGGAGCUCUCGAAUAUUCUUUGAAAUUGGCGACGACUGCUCAGAAAACGGAGCUUUUUAGUUUGCAAGCUGCACAAAAUUUGACAUUUUUUGAAUUUUGGAAUGUUGAUUUGCUUGUUUUAGCCGGGUUUUUCGUUGUCUUUUGUUAUUUUUAA